Podospora pseudocomata is the source of this 1083-nucleotide messenger RNA. RefSeq lists its product as uncharacterized. The record is from RefSeq and is a predicted model, not a curated record. The transcript is spliced from 3 exons. Gene Ontology annotation, molecular function: catalytic activity. Lineage: Eukaryota; Fungi; Ascomycota; Sordariomycetes; Sordariales; Podosporaceae. The coding region runs from base 1 to 1083 and encodes 360 amino acids.
AUGGCGCCCUCAGAAACAAAGUUCAAAGUAGCAGCCGUCCACGCCUCCCCAAUCUUUAUGAACAAAUCCGCCACCUUGGCCAAAGUGAUCAGUCUUAUUGAGCAAGCUGCCUCUGAACAAGUCAGGUUCUUGGCUUUUCCCGAGACGUUUGUCCCUGGAUACCCCUAUUUUAUUGAGUGCUACCCCCCUAUUACGCAAGCUCCUGCUCUGGCAAGAUACGCAGAAGAAUCAGUCGUCGUAUCAUCCGACCUAGCCGCCGUGGCCCAAGCCUGCAAAGAAAAAAACGUGGGGAUCAGCCUAGGGGUGUCGGAGCGGAUGGAGGGUGGGUACACCCUCUUCAACUCGCAGGUCAUGAUGGAUUCCGACGGGGAGAUUGUCUCUGUCCAUCGGAAGCUGCAGCCUACCUAUGUUGAGAGGAUGGUCUGGGCUCAGGGCGGCGGCGCAACCCUCGACGUAAAACCCCUUGCCGCAGUGGGUGGGUUCAACGUCGGCGGUUUGGCCUGCUGGGAAAACACCAUGAACGGUGCCCGCCAAGCCCUCAUAGCCCAAAACCAGCACAUCCACAUCGCCGCCUGGCCCGCCCUCUCCACCCUCUCCGGCUUCGAAUCAACCGCCAACGCCCAGAUCGAAGCCCUAGCCAAAACCCACGCCCUAACCGCCCAAGUGUUUGUCUUGGUGGCUUCGAACUACGUCGAUCAGACCUGCCUCGACUGGAUGGCCGCCAACCUCGGCCCCCAAUCCUUCGUCAAGCCAGGCGGCGGCUGGUCCUCCAUCAUCCACCCCUUUUGCUCCCUCCUCGCGGCCCCAGUGGAAGGCGGCAAAUCGGGUGAUGUCCUCGUCAAAGCCGAGAUCGACCUCUCAGACCUCAAAACCGUCAAGGUCUGGAUCGACAGCAACGGUCACUACGCCAGACCGGAAGUCGUCCAGUUCAGUCUUGACAAGACGCCUUUAUGGGGGGAUGAGAAGCGGGGGGAGGGGUGGUGGAGGAAGGAGGGGAGUACAAGUGCGAAUCGGGUGAGGGUUGGGAAUGGGGGGAAAGAGGAAGGAGGAGGAGAAAGAGGUGGGGGUGACGGAUCAGUUUGA